AUGAAGCGCCAGUUCCGGCAGCACUUCCAGGGUCCAUACAGCCAGCAAGGGGAGAGUUCGGCGCUGCGUCGCACCUGGCUCGUCUUGGAGUAUCAGCGGAGGAAUGGUGACGUCGAGACCAAAUCCAUCGACCUGCUGAACCUGACGCCAGAGACGGAUGUGGAGGUUCUCAUCAACCAGAUAGUUUUUGAGGAGCCGCUGAUAUCUGAGAACAAGAAGGACACGCUCCGAAAGAUGAUCUACAAGCUCAUCGAGAAGAUAGACAACAAGGAUUCCCAGCGGUUCUACCUCUUCAAGAUCCUCAGAGCGCACAUCUUGCCUCUGACCAACUGCGCCUUCAACAAGUCCGGAUCACGGUUCAUCACCGGCUCGUACGACCGGACCUGCCGGGUCUGGGAUACACUGGAAUGUGGUGUACGCCAUAGCCUUCAACAAUCCGUUCGGUGA
This is a messenger RNA of Effrenium voratum, 447 nucleotides long. Lineage: Eukaryota; Dinophyceae; Suessiales; Symbiodiniaceae. The record is from the annotation of a GenBank genome assembly.